GGCCCCGCCUGUGCGUCUGGUAUCUGCAGCCCUCUGGAAAGUGAUGAAGCAGAGGGAUGUGAUGCAGUAUGGGGCUGUGGAGGAGUUUGUGACAUCGGCCUGUGAGACUGUCCCCGGGCUGCUCACUGUGAGACACCAGGGCAAGCUGGCACUGGGGCUGAGAGGGCGAUUUAUCUUGGAGCUGUGCCGCACACAACUGGAUAAAAAGGUGAUCGAGCCACACCUGGAAAGGAUCCGUACCCCUGCUGCCCUGUCAACCUCCUCUGCUCCUACGGGGAGGGAUGUAAAAAUCACAAGAACAGUCGAAAGUUUCCAUUCAUUGGUUCACACACUGCUAAGAGACCCGGCAGGGCGAGAACAAUUCUUCAAGGAGGAGUUUCCCGUGGAUUACGGUCCAAAGUUUGACCAGGAACUGGAGAAGCUGCUGUGGGAGUUCUUGAUCCGAGUGGACCAGUUGCUCCCGGUUCCCAACCUAGCUCAGACUGUGUCGUGGCUCAGUGAUGCCCCCCCUGUCCUGGAGGAGUGUGCGCGGGCAGCCACCCAGCCACAACUCCUUAAGAUACUGCUUCAGCAUCAAACCUGUCUGGGUCAUCUGGAGAGUGCAGCAUCCCUGCCUCCAAACUUGGGAGACUCCAUCCUGGCUUCACUUUCUCUGCCACCCUCUGGAAAAGUACCUUCAGAUCAACCAACAGGAGCCACAAAGUCCACUGUGGACCAGUCUGAUGUCACAAUGACAAGAGACAAACCACAAUUUGUUACACCCGUUAUCGGACUAAUAUCAAAUGAAGAUGUUCCCGUUAUGAUCAGGACAUCGAGAGACAAUGAGCCAGCCAGCUCAAAAGAUGCAACAGCCUCAGACCCAAAAGAUAAGUUGAAAUUCACUGUGAUUAAGAGACAAAAACCCAAAGAGGGUGAAGAAGACGUGGAGGAGGAGGGGAACGCCUUACAAAGAAAAAGUGGACUGAAACGCAAGCAGCCUGACAAACAGAGUGAAUCCGACGAGGAGGAGGAAGUGUUGCGCAUGAUCAGAACUGGGGAAUCGAGGAUAAGCGGGCAUUUGAGAAGAAGAGAUAACCAGAGGACAAAUGAGAGCAAAGAAGACAAAGCUGUCAGAGGCGAGGUGCAAAAAAGAGCAGCUCUAGAAACCUGCAUGUCCCAGCUGGGUGUCAAAGCACUGCACCUGCCUGAAGAUCCGUCCCUCCGCUCCAUUUUUGCAUCUUGUCUGAUCCGCCAACCCAGAGUUGUCAUUGACAAACUGUCAGUGACUCCUGCUAUCGCUAACAGGACUGAUAGAGGAGGUAAAUCCAUAAACGUGACCCGGCAGAAUCAGAGGAGGAACUUGCCCGUCAAAGCGCCAACAAAUCAACGUCGAAAGCCUGACUUGGAUUAUCCUGGCUUGGACGAUAAAGAAAAUCAUCCUGUCCCACCGGGUAUAAGUAUCUUUCCCUCUCAGCAGCGAAGUAACACAGAGACGUCAUCCCUUACAGGAGACAGUGAAGACUACGUAGCUGAUUCUGAGGAUGAAGCGACAAAGAACUUCAAAGGCAGGCUGUUCAUGAAGCGCUACUACAAGACCAAACACGGCACAUAUGUUCCCACUCUGAGGGAGUACUGGAAGCCCGGGUCGACACGGCGAGACUUAACGUCGGCUGGCAGCAAACGCAGAUGAUGACAUGAACUUUCACUGCCAGGUUUGGUGUUGGGAUGCCAGAAAAAUGUCAGAGGACUUUAACUGCGGUUCAGCUGGUUUUUCUCCACCAGCUGCAAUGGCAGGAAAGUUAAGAUUUGAAAUACACCAGCCACCGUGGCUGAUGGUCGUAUAUUUUUAUCCAUCUCUUGAUUUAUGAUUUCAGUGUAGCUGAAACAGAUUUUAACUUUGGCAUCAUGGAAAACAAGCCCUGAAAUGGCACUGUCAUACAAAGCACACUUUAUUUUAAAUUGUUUAUGUGCAGUUUGUUUUUAAGUAAAGACCAGACUAUAUCUGGGUUAUCUCUGUUACAAAUAAUUCACUUGUAUACAUAUUUUAAACCUGCUAUAUAUAGUAUCCUCAGUUAAGAAAUAAAAUUAAUUGCAGUCAUGUUUUGUAUGAGAAAAAAUUGUCACUUUGUUGUUUUUCAUUACAUUCACCUGCACUUACAUUCACUCAUGAGAUCAUAAUGGUAACCUUGUUUUUGGCUUAAUUAUGUUUGUAUUUACGCAUUUACUACAUCUCUCACUGACUGACAACCACUGAAAAUCUUCCCAUUUACAUAUAAAUGUGAGGUCAUCUUAUCACAUGUGCUGAGAGGAUGAAGUUAGUUGUCACAGCUAUCAGAGAAUAUAAAUCUUUAUUCACAGAAUAUCACAAAUAAUCACCGGGACACCUAAAAGAACCCAAAAUCUUCAGUAAUUGGUUACAAAAUUUUGAAUGCCUCAGAGAUUGGUGUAUUAUAGCUCUCACAUUAAAGGAACAGUUCACUGAAAAAUCAAAAAUACAUAUUUUUCCUCUUACCUGCAGUGCUGUUUAUUAACUUUGAUUGUUUUGCUGUGAGCUGCAGAGUGUUGGUAGAGAUGUGUCUUUACAGAAAUCAUGACCUGGUUACUCACAGACCUUGUUGUG
This is a messenger RNA of Epinephelus fuscoguttatus (brown-marbled grouper), 2599 nucleotides long. RefSeq names its product TERF1 (TRF1)-interacting nuclear factor 2 (gene tinf2). Gene Ontology annotation, molecular function: telomeric repeat DNA binding. Gene Ontology annotation, biological process: telomere capping; regulation of telomere maintenance via telomere lengthening. Gene Ontology annotation, cellular component: shelterin complex. The record is from RefSeq and is a predicted model, not a curated record. The transcript is spliced from 9 exons. The coding region runs from base 44 to 1669 and encodes 541 amino acids. NCBI's taxonomy places the organism in Eukaryota, Metazoa, Chordata, Actinopteri, Perciformes, Serranidae.